AUGAUCCCCCGGGAGCCGCAGCGCCCGCCUGUGUACGUGCCGGUGCCCAAAGAAACCACCAAGAAAAGGCAACGGGAGGAGGAGGAGGAGGAGGAGGAAGAAGAAAGUCCGUCCCUAAUUGGAAGCCCACGUUUGCAAGAAGCUGCCAAAAAAGUGAAAGCGAAGAAGAAGAAGCUUUCUGAUGCCGAGAAAACGUUGGCAGACAGAGAGAAUGCUCUAGCAAGUGCUGAUUUAGAAGAAGAAAUUCACCAGAAACAAGGGCAGAAAAGGAAAAUUUCUCAAUCUGGUGUUCAAGUAGCAGAUAGAAAAACAGUUGGUGAUGAAGAUGACACAGCUGUCAAUCAAAGGAAGAAAACGCAAAUGAACCCAGAAGAAGAGAGGUUAAAGAACGAGAGGACGGUGUUUGUGGGGAAUCUGCCUGUCACGUGCAAUAAGAAGAAGCUGAAGUCAUUUUUUAAAGAGUAUGGGCCAAUAGAAUCCGUGAGAUUUCGCUCUGUGAUUCCAGCAGAGGGAACUAUGUCCAAAAAGUUGGCUGCAAUAAAACGUAAAAUUCAUCCUGAUCAGAAAAAUAUUAAUGCGUAUGUAGUAUUUAAGGAUGAGGUCGCUGCUACUAAAGCAUUGAACAGAAAUGGGACCGAAAUCGCCAAUGGAUUCCGAAUUAGAGUUGACCUCGCAUCCGAGACCUCAUCUAGGGACAAGCGAUCGGUGUUUGUGGGGAAUCUCCCGUACAAAAUUGAAGACUCCGUGGUGGAGGACCACUUUCUGGACUGUGGGAACAUCGUGGCCGUGAGGAUCGUGAGAGACCCGCUGACCGGUGUCGGCAGAGGAUUCGGCUAUGUGCUCUUCGAGAAUACAGAUGCUGUUCAUCUUGCUCUGAAAUUAAAUAAUUCUGAACUGAUGGGGAGAAAACUCAGAGUCAUGCGUUCUGUUAAUAAAGACAAAUUAAAACAAAAUUCAAAUCCCAGUUUGAAGAAUGUCAGUAAACCGAAGAAGGGACUUAAUUUUGCUUCCAAAAAUGUAGGACAUUCUAAAAGUUUAUUUAUUGGAGAAAAAGCUGUUCUCGUCAAGAAGAAAAAGAAAGGACAGAAGAAAAGUGGACGAACUAAGAAACAGAAAAAACAGAAAUAGCAACUCGAAGCUUUACUUUUUCUGCUGAGCAUUGGUAAUAAAAACGUGGUGAAACCAUG
Molecule: messenger RNA, 1187 nt
Organism: Myotis brandtii (Brandt's bat)
Lineage: Eukaryota; Metazoa; Chordata; Mammalia; Chiroptera; Vespertilionidae
Gene: RBM34
Product: RNA binding motif protein 34
Exons: 11
Coding region: 1-1128 (375 amino acids)
Molecular function (GO): RNA binding
Source: RefSeq, a predicted model, not a curated record